AUGCCACGUCUUCCUCCUGCCCUGAUCCGCCAGGCGACCUUCCAAAAUCCUCUCCUGACCCUCCUCCUCCGAGUAUGUCGCGACCUCCCUUCUGCUCGCAACGAGCUUCGCUGGCUCCGAGAACACGCUCGCGAUGUCGUCAAUACAAAGAGAUACACUAGUCAUGAGGCUUCCACCUCUGUCCUUCCCGCCUCGACGGCCCAAGUCGAAUCCGUCCGAAUUCGAAAGCACGAGGUCAAAAAGUUUACUGUGCGCACAGUCAAAGUUCCGACGGAGCGCACGCCAAUUCGAACUUAUAACGUCGGAGAAAUUUCUAGCUUGAGAGCAGAAGGACUGAGACCCAGUAUUCGCAAGGUUCCAACGCAGAAUGAGCACGACAACGUUCGCACCUCGAAACCUGCGAAAAUCCGGACGUGGCACGACGAUGGUGUCCGUGAGCUGAGAUUGCGCUCUCAGUCUGACGAGGUUCUGAUCACUGGCGAAUCAAACGAACAUGUGCAGGUGCAAAAGAUUCUCGCUGAGAAUGUGGGCAAGAGAUCAAAAGGCAUGCCACUACAAUACAUCAUCGGCAACCAGCCAUUCGGCAACCUCGACAUACUUUGCCAGCGUCGUGUCUUGAUUCCGAGGCCUGAAACAGAGAUGUACACUGAAAAAGUCGGCAACUUGCUAUUGUCGGCACUAAAUUCUAUAUAUUCAUCGACUGAGCCGAGCUCGCAGAGUCGCAAGAAGUUCCGAAUCUUAGAUCUCUGCACUGGGUCCGGAUGCAUAGCCCUGCUACUCCAUUCGGUACUCAAGCCUCCUGGGAGACUCUGCGAUAACACGGCCAUACCUCCAAAUAUCGGUAUCGAGAUCCUCGGCGUCGACAACAGCCCGGACGCCGUUUCUUUGGCCCGAACGAAUCUGAAACACAACAUCUCACAAAAGUUGCUGCAUCCCGACGCGGCUAAUGAGGUGUCCUUCCACAAUGUAGAUGUUCUAGCCUUGGCAAAGAAAGGCGGUGACGGUGACGAUAGGCGGCACCAUGUACGCAACGUCCUCAACGGCGCUGCGGCUGACGUCGGCGAGGACGAUGACAGUUACUCGCCAAGUGAGUCCUGGGACAUGAUCAUCGCCAACCCUCCAUACAUAGGCCCCAAAGAUUACGAGCUUGGUGGAAAGACGGAGCCAAGCGUGCGUGACUACGAGCCCAAACAGGCGCUGGUCCCCGGAUUUGCUCGAGGUCAAGAUUCGUAUUACCGGUAUCGAUCCUCCUCAAUCCUUGUGGCCGACCUGUUUUAUUGGCCGCUCAUGCGCAUCGCAAGAGCUGUCGACGCCAAACUCCUGGUCAUGGAAGUCGGCGACUCGGAGCAGGCGUCCCGUGUGUGCAAGCAGGUCUUCAACAACUACAGCCCAGAUACCGCCUCCCCAAGCCAGUUCCGGCCGCGACUCGAGACGUGGAGAGAUGACGGAUCCGUGAGGAUAAUCCCCACUCAGCCGUCUUCUAAUUUUGACGCCGGUUUCGAAGAAGCGACGGAUCCAGAUAUUGCGGAUCGCGCGGUCGUCGUCUGGACGGAUCAGAUGGCCGCCUGGCGUCGCGAGACUCUCCCUGCUUCUAACCCCGAAUUCGACAAAACAUCACCAACUGACUGA
Cladophialophora psammophila CBS 110553 is the source of this 1629-nucleotide messenger RNA. RefSeq lists its product as uncharacterized. The transcript has a single exon. Bases 1 to 1629 code for a protein of 542 amino acids. Gene Ontology annotation, biological process: methylation. The record is from RefSeq and is a predicted model, not a curated record. NCBI's taxonomy places the organism in Eukaryota, Fungi, Ascomycota, Eurotiomycetes, Chaetothyriales, Herpotrichiellaceae. Gene Ontology annotation, molecular function: nucleic acid binding; methyltransferase activity. Gene Ontology annotation, cellular component: mitochondrion.